GAAGUCGAUGGACGAUCCAUAUGGGUCGGCAACGUAGACUAUGGGGCUACAUUGAAGGGUAUGAAUAAACAUUUUGAACAAUGUGGUCUCAUCAAGAGUACAAAAAUUCUACGAGACAAAUAUAGCGGCAAACCUAAGGGCUUUGCAUACAUUGAAUUUUUGGACGUUGUGUCUAUUAAAUUGGCCCUAAAACUGAAUGAAUCACUGUUUUGCGGAAGACAAAUUAAAGUCACCGCGAAGAGAACCAACAUACAUGGUCUGUCAACUACAGACAGAAAACCGAGAGGGAGAGGUAUAAGGUCAAGAGGU
Helobdella robusta is the source of this 309-nucleotide messenger RNA. RefSeq lists its product as hypothetical. The transcript has a single exon. Gene Ontology annotation, molecular function: RNA binding. The record is from RefSeq and is a predicted model, not a curated record. The annotation marks the transcript as partial. NCBI's taxonomy places the organism in Eukaryota, Metazoa, Annelida, Clitellata, Rhynchobdellida, Glossiphoniidae.